AUGACAACGAUGCAUCCGAGUCGUACUGAGAGGCAGCGGCAGGACCUGCAUACCGCAAGUGAUCUGGAUCGUCGUAUGAACGACCUUGCGGCGGCAGAGUUGUACGAACAGAUAUUACUGGGUUGUGUGCGUGCCGGGAUGAAUCCUAAUGAGAAGAGCGAAGUGGAAGAAUACGAAGGGUACGUUGAGCCCACGUUUGACCCUGUGCAGGGGGAUCGGGUAGCUGCGGCGAAGCGGUCGCAACUUUUGGAGACCUACUGCGAGCGUGAGAACAUCAUUCGGAAUCUUCGGACCUCACCACAGCACAUGCAGCUCGGCUCUUUCGACCGUCUCUUGAUAGAGACAGAGUACUGGACAGGCGUGAGGGAGUGGAGCGGUGGCAAUAAGGGCGGCAAUAACAAGCGUCUGCGCCGCUCCCACGGUGACGACACAGAUGAAGACCCAGUAGGAUUUGAUAUUCUGCACCUUACUGGGACCCCGCCAUACAUACGGGGCAAACUGCGGCCGUAUCAAAUUGAGGGUGUGAACUGGUUGUUGGGUCUUUUUUCUCGCAAUAUAAAUGGCAUUCUGGCGGACGAGAUGGGUCUUGGCAAAACGCUGCAAACCAUCGCGACUCUGGGGUAUCUAAAGUUUACUUACGGACUCCCCGGACCACAUCUUGUGGUCUGCCCGAAGUCUGUCAUGGGCAACUGGUACCGGGAACUCAAGCAUUGGUGCCCGGCGCUUAACGCCUUUAAGUUUCACGGGUCCAGUGAGAUUCGUCCACAGCUUAUAAAGUCACAUCUUCAGCCGUACGAAAAGUUGAAAUACGACGUUGUUGUGACCACGUUUGAGAUGGUACUCGAGGAGCUAGCAACGUUCAAACGCAUCCACUGGCAGUAUUUAAUUGUAGAUGAGGCCCAUAAACUCAAAAAUGAAGAGAGUCGCGCCCACACUGCCUUGGAUUCUCUUAACACGAAUCACCGUCUUAUUAUUACCGGAACUCCAUUACAGAACAACCUCAAGGAGCUAUGGGCCUUGCUGCACUUUCUUGCUCCACGCCUUUUCGACAAUGCCGAAUCCUUUGAGGCCUGGUUUGACACCGCGAGUGGUCAACAGGAUAGUAAUGCCAUGUCAAACAUGCACAAAAUACUUGCUCCGCUUAUGAUUCGUCGUGUAAAAUCGGAAGUUAGCACCGGUAUUCCACCAAAGAAGGAAAUUUAUGUCGCCUGCAAGCUGACUAAAACGCAGCGCAAGUGGUACAUGCACGUAUUGGCGAAGGAUGCUGAUGCACUUAACAAGGCAUCUGGAGGGAGCAUGUCUUCUCUCACGAAUAUCCUGAUGAACUUGCGCAAAGUCAUUAACCACCCGUAUAUGAUGAAUGGUGGGGAGGAAGGGCCACCCUUUAUCACAGAUGAACGCAUUGUGAAAUACAGUGGAAAAAUGUUGAUUCUCGAUAAAUUGCUGCAUCGCCUUCAACGUGAGGGGGAUGCGAAACACAGGGUUCUUAUCUUCUCACAGUUUACUACUAUGUUGGACAUCCUGGAGGAUUACUCUGCAAUGCGUGGAUUUAAGGUGUGCCGUAUAGAUGGCAACACAAGUGGGUACGACCGUGACGCCCAAAUGGCGGCCUUUAAUUCACCCAACAGUGAUCAUUUUAUUUUUCUACUCUCUACCAGAGCGGGGGGUCUUGGUAUCAACUUGCAGGCAGCAAACCAUGUUGUCAUCUACGACUCUGACUGGAAUCCACAGAUGGAUUUACAGGCGCAGGAUCGGGCUCAUCGAAUUGGCCAAACAAGGGUGGUACGUGUCUACCGUUUUAUAACAGAGGGUACAGUGGAGGAAAAGAUCUACCGCCGCGCACUAAAAAAACUCUACCUUGACGCAAUGGUAGUGCAGCAUGGGCGUAUGCAGGGACGUGGCGGAAACAAUGCCUCCAAAGAGGAACUUCUUUCCAUGAUCAAGUUUGGUGCGGAGGAGAUUUUCAAGACCAAGGAUGAGGACAUUACGGAGGCUGACAUUGAUCAACUCUUCGAUGGGGAGGAGAGGUCCACGCAGCUCAACUCUGCCAUUAAGGAACAGGUUCAAAUGUCAUUGGCAAGUUUUCAACUCGGUGCAGAGGAAGCAAAUGUUUACGACUUUGAGGGCGUAAGCUUCAAGACCGGUGCCGAGUCACGUAUGCUUCACCUCUCACUUUCAACCCCGGUCUCACAGGAUGAGUUGCACCGGCAAUGUUCCGGGCACGGCGAGGUAACAAAAGUAGUCUUGCACCCAAACCUCUCCGAAGCUCUUGUAUUUUUUCGCUCCACAAGUGGCGCCAUUGAAGCUAAGGAUAAUCUGCCGUACAACUGUCAAUUCGCCUCAAAGGAUGCACAAAUGGUUGUGCCCAAGGAAAUGAUUACAGAAUAUCUGAACGUUGGUGAGAAACUUGGACGUGGUCACCGUUUGCGGGAGGCGAUUCGCCAUUAUACAGAAGAGGAUGUGGAACUUAUGCAAAGUCGUGUCACAAAGGCCCCUCGUUUGCGCCUUCCAAAGAGCCCCAAGUUCCCCCCACAUCAGCUGUACAACGCCAAGCGCCUACAAGAACUUUACGCGACGGAAAUUGCCUUGAUGGUGCAGAAUUGGAAACGAAAAUAUGAGCCCUCGGGUGACGGAGAUGCGGAUCAACGGGAGCAUCAGGAAGGCAUGGGAGAAGAGGUGACCGAUUGCAACACGGGAAAGGAGGAGGUGGAGGAGGACGAGACACUGACUAUCGUGGAGCAAGAAGAACGGGAGCGGCUUCUUAAUGAGGGGUUCUCCAAUUGGAGCUUUCAAGAGUAUCGCCGCCUUAUUGGGGCACUUACCAGCGGCGCGUAUGAUGUGACUGAUUACCCGGGACUUGCUAGUGUUAUUGCCUCUGAUAAGACGGUGGGGGAGGUGCGUGAUUAUUUGACGGCUGUCCUCGAGCGUGGGACGCAGUGUAUUAAAGGGUUUUCACAUAUUGAACAGCGUAUCAGGAACGCUCAGGAGAAACGAAAGAGGAAAGAGGAUGAACUGCGUGCCGCCAAGUGGAAGGUUGAGAGCUAUGAUCAUCCGGAGUUACAACUCACCUUUAGGGGACGUGGAGCUCAUGAAUUUGAUCGUCGGCUUUUCCUCAUGGCGUACGACACGGGUUUUCGAACGAAGAAUAUAGGCCGAGUUGUGAAGGGGAUGCCAGAGUACCGCUUUGACGUGUGGUGUCAAUCAAGAAGCGACUCCUACUUUGAACGUAGGGUGGGGAUUCUAAUGAAAUCAGUGAGGAGAGAGUGGGAGAAACCAAACGGCGAGACGCUGGAGCCACCACUGCGUCGCCCAAAACUUGACGCUGCUGCAACCGAUUAA
Trypanosoma rangeli is the source of this 3339-nucleotide messenger RNA. RefSeq names its product putative DNA-dependent ATPase. Gene Ontology annotation, cellular component: chromatin; nucleus. Gene Ontology annotation, molecular function: histone binding; ATP-dependent chromatin remodeler activity; nucleosome binding. Bases 1 to 3339 code for a protein of 1112 amino acids. Gene Ontology annotation, biological process: nucleosome organization; regulation of transcription by RNA polymerase II. The record is from RefSeq and is a predicted model, not a curated record. Lineage: Eukaryota; Euglenozoa; Kinetoplastea; Trypanosomatida; Trypanosomatidae. The transcript has a single exon.